AUGCCUAGGGAUUUGUCGCGUUCGAGGUCGCGGUCGCCUUCAUAUAGGCGAAGGCGUUCGCGGUCUUCUUCCUAUAGGCGAAGGCGUUCUCCGUCGCCUGUGGUGAGUAGGUAUAGCAGGAGGAGUCGAAGGGACAGGAGCCGUUCUCCAUAUUCUUAUAGCAGAUGGAGAAGUCGCUCUAUUUCCCCUCGCCGGCACAAAAGCCGUACUCCAACUCCAAGACGCCGUAAAAGUCGUUCUCCAACUCCAAGGCGUACUAAAAGGCAAAGAAGUAGGAGUUCCUCAUUGUCUCCUACUCGUAAAUCUUCUAGUCCAAGUCUCGGGUCAAUGGAGCGCAAAAUUAUCAGUGAAAAAAUGAGAAAAGAAGAAGAAGAGAAGAAGAGGCGCCAGCAGGAAGCAGAAUUAAAACUAAUAGAAGAAGAGACAGCAAAGAGGGUGGAAGAAGCUAUUCAGAAGAAAGUUGAAAAUAGCUUGAACUCUGAGGAGAUUAAGUUGGAGAUACAGAGGUGUUUAGAAGAGGGGCGGAAAAGACUUAUUGAUGAAGUUGCCAAACAACUUGAGAAAGAGAAAGAAGUUGCUCUUAUAAAUGCUAGGCAAAAGGAGGAACAAGCUCGAAAAGAGAGAGAAGAGCUGGAAAGGAUGCUUGAAGAGAAUCGGAGAAGGAUCGAAGAAUCUCAAAGAAAAGAAGCUUUGGAGCAGCAGCGGAGAGAGGAGGAACGGUAUCGAGAACUAGAAGAGCUACAAAGACAAAAAGAAGAAGCAAUGAGGAGGAAGAAGCAACAAGAGGAGGAAGAACGUGUAAACCAGAUGAAAUUGUUGGGUAAGAACAAAUCUAGGCCUAAGUUGUCAUUUGCACUUGGCUCGAAGUGA
This is a messenger RNA of Dovyalis caffra, 870 nucleotides long. NCBI's taxonomy places the organism in Eukaryota, Viridiplantae, Streptophyta, Magnoliopsida, Malpighiales, Salicaceae. The record is from the annotation of a GenBank genome assembly.